ACCUUUUCUUCCCAUUCUCUCCCUCAAUUGAAUCAAUGCACUGACCCUCCCUCUCUCGGCCUCUCAGUCGCACCCCUCCGCGCCGUCGCCUGUUUGAUCGGAAGCCACACCGGAGUUUCACGGCCGCAGACUUCAUCUCCAUUUCGGGUCUCUCUAUUUGCAUCAAUCUUUCGCACAAGAGAUUUUUCCCCAUUCACCAAGAUGGCUGGAGUUUUAGGAUUUGCAAGCCUUCCACCCAAGGCAAAGAAUUUCGUAGUUGCCGGGGGUUUGACAGCAUUUGUCUUCGGGACCUACUUCUACACCAUGAGAGCUGUUGGAGGUACUGAUGAGCUGCAAGUAGCAAUUGACAAGUUUGAAGCUGACAAGAGCAAGCAAGAGGGUGAACCAAGCGUGCCAUCAAAGGUCUAGAGAUGUUUUCUUGUGGAACAAAAACAAUACUUUGUGUGUAUUCACUAUUUUGCUUUUCAGCAUCAGAAGAAAAAUGUAUUUUCAAUCUAGUGCAUAAUAAGUUCAGCCAGUUUUGUGUACAAAAACUGUGUGGUAGGGAAAUUACAAUUGAGGUUCUUUUUUAGCCUUGCUGAGAUAUUUUGUUGGCAACACCAAUCUUGGAUCAUUAUACAUGUAAGUGAAUCAAAGACAAAAUGUCAUUUCAAACUUAAAAUGAAGUACUUUUAAAUUUGUAAGCA
Lotus japonicus is the source of this 686-nucleotide messenger RNA. RefSeq lists its product as uncharacterized. Lineage: Eukaryota; Viridiplantae; Streptophyta; Magnoliopsida; Fabales; Fabaceae. Bases 202 to 408 code for a protein of 68 amino acids. The transcript is spliced from 2 exons. The record is from RefSeq and is a predicted model, not a curated record.